CUCCUCAGUUGUCUUUAAAACCAUGAAGUAAAAAUGGAGGAGGAACAAAAAAAACAAAGAGGAACUGCGAAGUUCAGUCCCUCUCGGCUAGCAGUGAGCGGAGGAAGUAAAGGGGGGAGUUGUAAGAGGCGGUGUCAACAGCCUGCUGAUGAAAGAGGCAACUUUGCAGAAAGAAGCAACUUGACAUAUCAGGACUUCUACCGCUGUAGAAAUAGCUCAGGCAUACGAAGCCCAUGCAAACACAGAAUUGCAGAAGUUCAGUGGAAGCUUAUCGCUUCCCUGAGAAGAAAAGCACAUUUUCAGUUUCGUAUGCCUAAUAAGAGUGAACACUCAAUUGCCCUCUCUUCGGGCCACCCUGCUAAAAUCCAGCGUUCAUUGUAUGUAUCCAGGUGGAGGAUAGAAAUCAGGCAGCCCACUCUGCCAGGGAAGAAGCCAAGCCUUGGCUGCAUAAAUUAAAGGAGGCAAUUUCGGCACAACGGAAUCUCCAGACUAUAAAUACUGAGUUAGUGAACACUUGCCAGACAUUGGAGCAGAAAACAAGAAAACCGAAAACAACAGUUGAGUCACUGAGAACAAAGUUAAUUCAAGGACAACUCCAUGGCUUGCUGUUUCAGAGCUCUUUAGACGAGGAAUUUCCUCCUUACUAUCCCUUUUGCUGCACAGAUAGAAUUCCUCACCUGCUCCAGGAACAGUUGAAGCAGUGUGGCCCAAAACGAUAUAGUGGUCAAGAAGCAAGAAUACAUCAGCGACCCCUGACCUUCAAACACACAUGCUGGUACACACCUCUGCUGGAUGCCUUGCAUCUGGAUAGUUUUACAGCAGUUCCAAGACUGGAAUUGACACCUUUCUCCUGUGUAGCCAACCAAAUCCAUGCUUCCUGUGAAAGGCCCAAAGAUGGAGAAAUAGAGGAUGGCAAUUUGGAUGUGACUAGAACACACAAGUGCCCAGGCCCUACAGCCGGCCCCCCCCCAGGAACAGAUUUUCCAGGUUGCAUCAGGAUGAGUAAUGACCCAAGUAUGGAAGAGGAUGGUGUUGAACGCUUGUAUUCCGAGAGCCUGCCGCAGCCCAGGGAUUGUUCUACCCUACCAUCUCCUGCACACACUUCAUCCACAGAGAGUACUGUAACUUCAAGUGAUUCUGGAUCGGAAAUGUUGAGUAUGGCUUCUGGUGACCUUGACUGCAAACCGCUCUGUGAGAAAGAGGAGGAAAGAUCAGCUUCUGCUGUGAUAAAGACCGAAGGUGAAAGUCCAGCUCCCAAAAAUACUGCACUCCAGGUCUCUGUGAGUGAAGAAAAAACCAUGUCAAAUCAGGAAGCUACAGGGGAACCAGAAACAAUAGAUAAGCACAGAAAAGAAUGUAUUGCAGGAGAUGCUGCUAUUUCUUCCCUUCCUGCGACCACUGUGAAGUCUGUUAACUUUAGACAAAGCGACAACACUUCUGCUAAUGAGAAGGAGGUAGAGGCCGAAUUUCUCAGAUUAUCUUUGGGAUUUAAAUGUGACUUGUUCACCUUGGAGAAAAGGGUGAAGCUUGAAGAAAGAUCCCGGGACUUGGCAGAAGAAAAUUUGAAGAAAGAAAUUACUAACUGUUUAAAACUGUUAGAGUCUUUAACACCUCUUUGUGAGGAUGACAGCCAAGCCCAGGAAAUCAUUAAGAAGCUGGAGAAGAGUAUAACAUUUCUUAGCCAGUGUACAGCACGAGUGGCCAGUAGGGCUGAGAUGCUGGGCGCCAUUAAUCAGGAAAGCCGGGUUAGUAAAGCAGUUGAAGUGAUGAUUCAGCAUGUAGAAAAUCUAAAGAGAAUGUAUACCAAAGAGCACGCUGAAUUAGAAGAACUGAAACAGGUUCUUCUGCAAAAUGAAAGGUCUUAUAACCCUCUUGAAGAUGAAGAUGACUGCCAAAUUAAAAAACGGUCAGCGUCUCUAAACUCCAAGCCAUCUUCUCUUCGAAGAGUGACCAUUGCCUCUUUGCCCAGAAAUAUUGGAAAUGCAGGAAUGGUGGCUGGGAUGGAAAAUAAUGACCGAUUUGGUAGGAGGUCAAGCAGUUGGCGUAUUUUGGGGUCAAAGCAGAGUGAACACCGUCCCUCAUUACAUCGAUUUAUUAGCACCUAUUCCUGGGCAGAUGCUGAAGAAGAAAAAUGUGAACUAAAAACUAAAGAUGACUUGGGACCACCUGAAGAAGAAAUAGUCGAAAGGACAAGAAAGCCAAGUCUUUCUGAAAAGAAAAACAAUCCAUCAAAAUGGGACGUCUCUUCAAUGUACCACACAAUAGCUUCCUGGGCCACCAAUCUCACGACUUUCAUCAGGGAGGCCAAUAAGGCCCUCUGGCUUUCUGUGGCUUUCAUUGUACUGUUUGCAGCACUGAUGAGCUUCUUCACAGGCCGAUUUUUCCAAAAGUCCGUGGAUGCUGCUCCCACACAGGAUGGGGACUCCUGGAUGACUCUGGAACGUAUCUUGUGGCCAUUUGCCAGACUCCGACACAAUGGGCCUCCGCCAGUGUGACAUCCUAACGUGUGUAUCUUGAUUUUUAAAGUUUCAGUAUCUGAACUUUGUAAACUAGUAACUUUUAGCUGGGAGAUUAGAGCAUGGAACCACAGGUUCUUAGAAUGAUUUGUAAGAUAUUUUAUAGUCCCCCUUUUUGUGAUGACCUUCCAAACUAAAAUACAAUGGGGAGGAAGCCUGCCUAUAAGAUUUUUUAAUGGGCUUUUUGAGGAGGCGCUGUUAUUGUUUGUUAAAAUUUAUUGAAAUAAAGAACGAUUCAAAUUUUUGUACAGUGAA
Messenger RNA from Sus scrofa (pig), 2771 nucleotides. RefSeq names its product inositol 1,4,5-triphosphate receptor associated 2 (gene IRAG2). Gene Ontology annotation, cellular component: endoplasmic reticulum membrane. The record is from RefSeq and is a predicted model, not a curated record. Lineage: Eukaryota; Metazoa; Chordata; Mammalia; Artiodactyla; Suidae.